AUGAGGCUGUCACACAUCCUCAGCCGAGAUCAAUGGCCAAGUCAACUGAGCUACCGUCAGCAGCUGCCGUGGAUCGUGUCGCCUCUGGACCUUGACACUGCACCCACGAGUUCAGAGCACGAUCCUGCUGGGCCAGGUACCAAGCAUGCAAGUGCAACAACCGCAGUACGGCCAGAACAGCUCCAACCCCAUAUUGAUCCAGAUCUACCGCGGUUCAAGCAUCAUCACGAAUCGAGCACUGUCGAAUUGUUCUACGACUUGUUUUUUGUUGCGAACUUGGCGACCUUUACCGCGAAUCAUGAAAUCGUCAAUACAGACUCCUUGAAGAACUACGUUGGCUUCUUCACUAUUCUUUGGUUCACCUGGCUGGAGACUUCCUUAUUCGAUGUCCGCUUCGCCACCAACUCGGUCUUCACUAGACUGUGCAAAGCCAUCUCAUUCGGCGUCAUGACAGGCUUCGCAGUGUGUGGCGCUAGCUACGGCCGGCACGAUAUCAAUGUACUCCGCUUGCUAUCGAUUCUCCUCAUGAUCUCCAGGCUCACACUUGCUACGCAAUACGGAGUCGUUCUCCUCUAUGCCCGCAAGUAUCCACGGACACUACUGCCUCUGCUACUGACCAUUGUUAUUCUGUCUGUCUCGGCCGUGGCUUUCCUUGGAACUUUCUGGGUGCACGAUCCUGAGGGGGUCAAAACCAAAGCGUACAUUAUACACUAUGUCGUGUCUUGUGUUGAGGCGACAGCUAUCAUUACAGUCUCCUGUACCUGGCGAUUUGUUAGUUUCAGGCAUACGCACCUGGUGGAGCGUAUUGGGCUACUGUCGCUCAUAAUCAUGGGGGAAGGUAUCCUCGGUAUCACCAAGAGCCUCUCGAAAAUCUUCCAAAAUGUCAAUUCGGUGGCAAGUGAUGAUGUGGGAGUGCUCGUGUCUUCGGUUCUCCUGAUCUAUUUCAUCUGGAUCCUAUAUUUCGACCAAAUCGACCAUGACCGUUUUGGAACGAUACGUCAGCAAAUUUGGGCUUUGAUUCAUUUCCCUUUACAUGUGGCUCUUGUUCUGACGGCUACUGGUAUUGCUACCAUGAUCCCCAUCAACAUUAUCAUAGGGCUCAGUAACGAGUGGUACCAUCUGUGGUACGAUCUCUACUCUUCGGAAGAUGACAACGGGCAGCUGAUUAUCAAACCUACGGUCAACGCGUCUUCUCCCCAGGAGUUCAUUGAUCUCAUCACGCCCAAUAUCACAGAAUUCGAACGCCACUUCAAGAAGGCCACCUUCAAGGAGGAUGCAUUCGAUUAUAGAGAGCACAUUCUCAAUAUCAAAUCCGAAUUUGGAUCCCAAUCGUGGAGUGAUGAGGCGAGCAGUAUCCUCUAUUAUUUCUGGAUUGACGUCGGAAGCCUCAUCUUCAAAAAGUGCGGUAUUGAACUGCCCGACGAGGAGUCCUCCAAGAAGGAUAUCUUCAAGGAAAAUGACGCGCUGUUCAAUGUUUUCGACAUUGCCAUUACUUACUUUUACAUCGCAGCUGGAGCACUCCUCGUGAUACUUGCCAUCAUGUACUGGUUCGGCAAGACGAAAAAGUCCCGUGAUGAAUGGGCCAGUAUCGCUCUGAGGCUUCUGGCGGGUAUGGCCCUCUGCAUGGUUCCGAUCGGGUUUUGGAAACCCAAGACCAUCUCGUCGUUCUUUAUCUCGACUUGGCUCAUUCCAGUCGUCAUGUUGAGCUACUUGGUCGUCAUUGUCUUGGACAACUUGCUCAUAUGGCAUGAAAACAGGCGACUGACAAAACAAGGCUCGAACAAUCUGGACAAAAGCUCAACGGUUUACGGUGGUGAACAGCACGAUAUGGAACAGCACCCGCUUGUGGAAAGGGCGACGUCCGGCCAUCAGUGA
Molecule: messenger RNA, 1875 nt
Organism: Exophiala xenobiotica
Lineage: Eukaryota; Fungi; Ascomycota; Eurotiomycetes; Chaetothyriales; Herpotrichiellaceae
Exons: 2
Coding region: 1-1875 (624 amino acids)
Source: RefSeq, a predicted model, not a curated record